Molecule: messenger RNA, 4460 nt
Organism: Rhincodon typus (whale shark)
Lineage: Eukaryota; Metazoa; Chordata; Chondrichthyes; Orectolobiformes; Rhincodontidae
Gene: ankle2
Product: ankyrin repeat and LEM domain containing 2
Exons: 13
Coding region: 169-3084 (971 amino acids)
Biological process (GO): negative regulation of phosphorylation
Cellular component (GO): endoplasmic reticulum
Molecular function (GO): protein phosphatase 2A binding
Source: RefSeq, a predicted model, not a curated record
UCCCCGGAUGUGCUAUUGAAUUUCCUGCGCAGGCAGUGCGUUGGCCACGCCUGCUCAGCGGGGACGGGGUCUUUGCAGCUUGGACAGUUUGAACGGUUAGCGGUUGCUGAGAGAAGUGUCGUUGGAUUAACGUCUCGGCGAGUGGAAUGUGGCUCAGAUAAAGACAGCAUGGAUUCUAUUUUGAUGAGAUUGAAGCAACUUACCCCUGCUGAACUCAGACAAGAAAUUCUCAAUGCUGGAUUGAACUAUGGACCCAUAACUUUGACCACCCGUUCCAUUUUUGAAAAGAAGCUAGCCCAGGCUUUGUUGGAGCACCAGGGAGGAGGAGAAUCACUUAAACUGCCUGAAUUGACUAAUUAUUCAGCCAAGCCUGAUGAUGACAAAAGUUUGUGUAGCCAUUCCUCACAUGUGUCUGCCUACAGUUCUGCAUAUUCUGACCAGUCCCAUCCAUCAAGAGUUGUUAGUGCCAACAACGAUGGACAUUUUGGAUGUGAUGUGGGACCGAAUCCUCCAGAUGAGGCAUCAUUAUCAAAAGAUGUAGAUGUGAGUGAUUUACAGAAUAGUGCUGAACAGAUGUUGGGAGGGUCAACUGCCUCCCCUUCACUUUAUUAUGGGGUUUGUCCAGUCUGGGAUGACAUAUUGUCCAGGAAUGACAAAGUACAUGUAUAUUUGGAUAAGAAGGAAGCUCUUCAAGCUGUAAAGUUGAUGAAAGGAUCUCGUUUCAAAGCUUUCACAAACAGGGAAGAUGCAGAAAAGUUUGCCAGAGGGAUUUGUGACUACUUCCCUUCACCAAGCAAGUCGGCUGCUUGUGUAUCUCCAUUGAAAGCCAAUAUGAUGUAUAGCAGAGAUGGCACAAGUUCUCUGGAAGUAGAAAGCACCAAUAGGGAGAGAGCCAACAGUUUCAAAAGUCCACGCUCUCAGGACUUAACAUCCAAGCUACGGAAGGCUGUUGAAAAAGGAGACAAGGCCAUCUUUCUUGAUCUUGUGUGGAGUAAUCCACGUUACCUAAUUGGAUCUGGGGACAACCCUACAGUUCUGCAGGAAGGAUGUCGAUAUAAUGCUAUGCAUGUCGUUGCUAAAGAAAAUCAGCCUCAAAUUUGCCAACUUCUACUGGACACAUUGGAAAACCCUGAGUUUAUGCUGCUGAUGUAUCCAGAUGAUAAUGAAGUUAUGCUGCAAAAACGAAUCAAAUACAUAGUUGACCUUUAUCUCAAUACACCAGAUAAAAUGGGUUUUGACACCCCAUUACAUUUUGCCUGUAAGUUUGGACAUGCUGAGGUGGUUAAUGUUCUAUGCUCACAUCCUGACAUCAGCAAGGUUUCGAAGAACAAGUGUGGCCAAACUCCUAUGGAGGUUAUCUGUGAAAGGAGUAAAAAUAAAUCUGAAGAACUAAAGGAAAAGAUCCGAGAGUAUUUGCAAGAUCGAUAUUAUGUACCAUUGCUAAGAGAUACUGACAACUCCUGCCCACCUGUAAUUGGUUCUCCCUGGUCACCUGAUCAGUCAUCUGACCAGCAUUGUACAUCUUUAUCCAGGCACACUGGGAAUCCCAAGGAUCCGGUUAUGGAAGUUAGAGCAUUUGCAGGACCUAUGCCUCCAUCCAAGGCAGAGGAAUUUCGGAGAGUAUGGAAAACUCCAUCUCGAGAGAGAGCAAGUGAAUUUAAAAAGGCAGAUGCUGAGCGAGGCUAUGAGAGAGUUGGAAGGGAUUUAGCCCAUGAAAUGGGACAUCCAUGGGCUGAAUACUGGGAAUUUCUUGGCUGUUUUAUUGAUCUUGCGGCACCGGAGGGAAUUCAAAAAAUAGAAGACUAUCUGAGUAAAAAAGCUGAACAGGAAGGUGGAGACAUUUAUAUCUGCAAUAGAUUCAGAAGUCCUCCACCAAUUGGUAAAACUAAUAAGUACUGCAGCUCAAUCUCUGGUACUUUUUUGGAUGAUGACCUUAGUUUAGAAGAAUUAAAAAAUAGACAAAAUGCUGCACUGAAAGUCAGCAUGUCAGUGGUUAAAUCUGGAACCAGCUCUGGUGCCAUUGAAGGAAAUGGAUGCCAUAUACUUCCUGUGCAGCGCUCAACAGACAUUAUUGAUUCUACAAACAAUCUAAAUAAACCUGACAUGGCGAUCUCAGCCAAUUUAAAUGGGGUCUGUUCACCUGUUGGUACUGAAAAUCCUAGAGGGCAAUGUUCUCGUUCAUUUACCAUGUCUGGAUCAAAAGAUAUCCUUUCUCCUGUUUCUAACCUCAUGGCUGAAUUUGAAAAACUUUCACUCUACGAUGAUGAAGAGAGAAAUUUGCUUUCAGCGAUGAAUGAAGUAACUGGAGAGUUCAUGGGCAGUAAUGUGUCAGGAUUGGUAGCUCAAGAAAAAAACUCUGUCUAUGACCAGGAUGUUCACUGUAGUAAGAGUGAUCUAAUUGAGAGUGAUGGGGUGACUGAAAAAGAAACCAAGAACGAGAAUCUGUUACUCACUCCCGACCCGAAGCAGUCUGUGAUAGAAGAUGGUGAAAUCUCAGAUUUAUUGUCAAUAUGCACAUCGAAGGUAGCAACUUUACAGCUCAAAAAUCAGAAGAACUAUGCACACAGUGGCAGCCAGGCCUAUAGGACAGAGAGUUCUCCUACUUUGGAGAGGGAGGUUUUUGUACAUUCUUCAACACAGGAAUCCAGUGGAUCUCAAGACCAAUUGAACUCGAGGACCACUAUGCAUUUGGAGAAUAUCACCGGCAGAUCCCCAGAAGACAUGCAGCACCUUCUUCCCAAGCACACCCCAGGGUCUUUAAGAAGAGGAUCCUCCAAGGGGAUAUUUCUGGUUGGAGAUGGACCAACGAAGCUUGACAGUGAUGUUUUAGCUGCAUUAAAUGGUGUUGAUAUUGAUCCUCAGAUGUUCCCAUGCUUAAGUCAGUGGAAGAGCAGAAUGCAGUUCUACUCUCCGUCAGAAAUGCAGAGGUGGGUUUUGAAAGCAAAGAAAACCUCACACACUGAGUUGGAGGAAGAUCUUAUUACGUUGGCCAAGCCCUGCUAUACUAAAAGGGAGACCAAAAAUGCAGUCCAUUGCCCAGAGUUCUCCAUGCAGCCCUGGUCUCUCCAUUCAUGGGAGAUCUAGUCCACUGUGCCACAGUCCAGGAAAGUUUGGGAGUUCUCCUUACUCCGAGUUUGGAAGCCCAGGGCGAUAUAGUCCAGCCUAUGCCAGCCAUAUCCAGGUGUUGCGACUUCUGCACUUAUCUGAAUCAUCUGAGCUCUAACAUUUGCUGUUGUGAAACCAUUAUGUUGGCCCAUUUUAGAGGAGGAACCAAUUCUAUAUUUUAAAAAAAAAGGUAGUUUCCUAAAUAUGUCUAAAAUGUACAAUGGCUGUUUCAUUGUUAAUGUAUUCUUUGAUUCUUUCGGUGUAAAUCAGUUUUCAUUGCAGUCCCUUAUUGCUUGCUGUAUUAUUCCAAGUUCCCCGUUCCCUGUUUCUCUAAUGAAUGUUAACCCUGAUUUUUCUACCAUCCCUUCAUCCAAAUGUGAAUACGUUACAACUUCUUUUAUGCCAUGCUGUAAUAAAAUGUUCCCUAUUUGAACUUUCCCGAAAAUAGGAAUAGGAGAAAAAGUAAUUUAACUUUUCUGAGGACUUCAUGACCAAGGCAGCUCUGAAGAUUGAACAGGAUCUUGGUCUAGGCUGAUGAUGUUAGUAACACUCCCAAUUAUGUAUUUUUUUUUCCAAUUUAAUUUCUGUGAAAUUUCUGUAAGAUUCCACUUAUUUUGGGUGGGGGGGGGCAGUGGGUGUUGGAUUGAAGUGAUGCAGAGGGAGAAUAAAUUAACUUGGCUUUGUUUGUUAUUGCUGGGAAAUACAUCUGUGGGUAUGUUACUGUACAUUAUACUGCAUUGAACUGAAAUGUGCUACAGAAAGCAAGUUACUAUAACUGAUGUGUAAAAAGGCAGAAAACUUCUGUGUUAAACAUGUGAAGAGAGAAAAUAAGGUACUGAUGUACAGCAAUGAAUCAGUCUCCCUGACACCUUGUUUGCAUUGGUCAUUAAGUAUUCUCAGAAUUGUAUUAAAAAUUGUUGCAAGAAGAUUACAUCUGUGACUUUUGCAAGCUUUUUAGUGCCUUUUUUAAAAGUACUUUUUAAUUGAGCUAUGGACUAGUAUUACUGUUGCCUUUAAUGUAAUUAAAUGCAGCAUGUAGGUACGGGAUGACUGGAUAAUUUCUAGAGACCAUCUACUGUUCAGCCCCACAUUGUUAUAGCACAGAUUCCUAGGACACAAUGCUAACCUGAAAGCACUUUUCUUGUCCUCAUAUAAAGUGGUUUUACACUGUUGCUCCUGCACCCAUAAGUGGCAGUAGAUUGGUCCUCUGGAAUAUAUGAAAAUGUCUGACCUUAUUGCCUCUGACCUUUCAGACUGCCCUCUGGGAUGUAGCAUGUAUUUAUGGUACAUUUCUUACUGUGUAAAUGUGAAAUGAUGACUGGAGAAAAAAAUAAAGAAAAAUGCAUAAAAUUAAA